Molecule: messenger RNA, 2315 nt
Organism: Pisolithus orientalis
Lineage: Eukaryota; Fungi; Basidiomycota; Agaricomycetes; Boletales; Pisolithaceae
Product: ferric reductase like transmembrane component-domain-containing protein
Exons: 7
Coding region: 167-1990 (607 amino acids)
Biological process (GO): iron ion transport; intracellular iron ion homeostasis; copper ion import
Cellular component (GO): plasma membrane
Molecular function (GO): ferric-chelate reductase activity
Source: RefSeq, a predicted model, not a curated record
CUUUUGUUUAGUUAGACCCUAUGUAAGAUUAUUCUUUGUUCUGCUGCGCAACUCAGAGUCUCUUUAAUCCCCCCAGAGUGUCCCGCUCGACACUAGACCGUCUUUUUUUUUCGCCCACCAACAUUCUUUACUCCGCCCCUCCUUCAGCGACGCCGGUCGUUUCACCAUGGUGAAUUCUACACAACAUGCAUCUUCAACUUCGAGCAAUCCAUCCGACCUUGAUAUGACUCUCGCCUAUCAUCUCGACCUUGUAAUUUCUAUUGUCAUCCUCACCUUUGCCUUAUUCACCGUCCCCCGUGCUAUCGCUCGCUUUGCGAACCCCUCCGAACGAUUUCGCGGUUUUCUUUUGCGCUAUGUUCCUUUGCGUCACAGGUCUCGCAUUAACCUCAACACCGACUCCGUUUACCUGAAUUCCGACCCCGAGAAACCUGUGCUGGAUAUAGACGAGAGCUCAGAAGGAUGUAAUACAACCUUCAAGGAACUGCCAACUCUGCCUAUGCGAACUCUUAGAAAUGACGCAAACGGUCUGCCUUUGGGCGGACAAAAACCAGUACACAUGCCCAUGCUCUCGUCGCUCGUUCACCCAGUAACAAGCAUUUUAAGUCGUUCUGUUCACGAAGGUUAUACGGUUGGACAAGUCCUUUUAUUGGCGGGAUAUACUGCCCUGGUCCUUUACUGCGGCUUCUAUAAAUCAAAUCCUUUCUCUGAUCCUCUGCGAGCCGGUUGGAUUAUUACUUCACAAAUACCCUUUUUGUACAUUUUUGCAACCAAGAACAAUGUAAUCGGUGCGCUACUCGGCGUUGGAUAUGAGAAGCUCAAUUACCUGCACCGUCUCGUCGGUCGUUUGGUCGUCGUCGGAGCCAACGUCCAUGCACUUGGUUUCAUUUACAAAUGGAGCCUUGCGGGGCAGUUAUCUAAAGAGUUGGCCCAACCGUACAUUCGUUGGGGUUUGGUCGGACUCGUCUGUGUUGAUCUUCUUGGCAUUGGAUCCACUCAGUUCGUCAGGUCCAAAUCUUACAAUCUCUUCAUCAUAACGCACGCCCUUGGGCUGUUCGUAUUCUUGUUCGCCGUGUGCUAUCACCGUCCGGGCUGCGUUCCGUAUGUCACAGCCGCCUGCGUAUUUUACGGCCUCGAUCACCUCAUACGUAUUGCGAAGACACGUAUCACCACCGCUACGCUCCGCCCUAUUCCCGAGUUGGGACUCACGAGGGUUGAGAUUCCAACGCUCAACUCGGGUUGGCGGGCUGGCCAACACGUUCGCCUGCGGGUCCUUUCGACCGGUAUGGGCUUCUUAGGCCUUACCGAGGUUCACCCCUUCACGAUCGCAAAUGUUGAGAGAACAGAGGAAGGAAUGGUCUUGAUGUGCAAGAAGGCCGGGAGAUGGACAACAAAGAUGUACGAAUUAUCUGCGACAGCAAAAUACGGCGAACAGGGUCGCGAGGUUGGUAGGGGCGUCAGGGUGAUGGUUGAAGGACCGUAUGGAGGUGUUGGUAACACGGUCAUGUCCAGCUACUCUGGUGCACUGUUCGUUGUUGGGGGUAGCGGCAUCACAUUCGCUUUGUCUGCGAUUCAGGAGCUCGUACGGUCUCAGGAUAACAGCAGCAUAACGACGAUUGAUAUCGUGUGGAGCAUUCCUGAUGUCGCAUCCCUGACCCCCGUGAUACCACUCUUUACUUCGCUUAUUGAGCAGAGCACGUUCGUCCGCCUUAGGGUUUCGGUGUUCUAUACCCGCGCAUCGAAGGGGUCUUUCCAGGGUAUGUAUCUCCCACCUGGCAUGACCCUUGUCCCCGGUCGCCCAAAGACUGCCAAAUUCCUGGAUGAUGUGGUUACCUCCACGCAGAGCGGAGGAGGUGCCACAGGAGUUUUUGUCGGCGUGUGCGGUCCGCCCGCACUCGCAAGAGACGUCGCUGGCGUCGUCAGAACUUUUGAUGUAUAUAGAAAGAGGAUGGUUGGAGGUAUCGAACUUCAUGCAGAGGUGUUUGGAUGGUAAUUGCCUGGAAGCAAACUUCGACGAUUUUCAUGGAGCUCAGGUGUUUCGAGGUGACUGCAAUCAAAGGCUCGAUGCCUUUCGGCAAUUGGUCUGCCAGCUGGCUGGGCAGCUGUACAAUAUUCACAAAGCUGGCGCAUUUCUUCUGUAAUUCGUCGGCCUUUGUAGUCAUGUAGAGAUGUAUCCCAAGCUGUGCUAGAUUUCGUGUAUAAUUACUUGGUGUGCCUAGGCUGAAGACAAUCGUUCCCUCUCGACUAUGCCAACUUUGUUCAUUGGCCGCUGCAGUAGGCAAAGGCAUCAGAGAGCCUCUGGAACAAAGGAAUUUGAU